This is a messenger RNA of Spizellomyces punctatus DAOM BR117, 1505 nucleotides long. Its product is annotated as isocitrate dehydrogenase, NAD-dependent. The coding region runs from base 192 to 1376 and encodes 394 amino acids. Gene Ontology annotation, cellular component: mitochondrion. Lineage: Eukaryota; Fungi; Chytridiomycota; Chytridiomycetes; Spizellomycetales; Spizellomycetaceae. The transcript has 7 exons. Gene Ontology annotation, biological process: tricarboxylic acid cycle; isocitrate metabolic process. The record is from RefSeq and is a predicted model, not a curated record. Gene Ontology annotation, molecular function: isocitrate dehydrogenase (NAD+) activity; magnesium ion binding; NAD binding.
GCAAGCGAUUCAUGAUAAGAAGAGCCUCAGUUUUCUUUCCCCGCCAGUCAACCUCAUCCGCUUCCAUUGCCAUCCCUCUUGACCUUGCUUUCGCUUGCCCUUUGGCGUAACUCGUACUCCUGCUUGCACUCUACAACACUAGUGCACACUCAGUCUACCGUCCUACAUCAUCAACCAUCUCUACAAUCGUGAUGUUCCGCAACGUGCCCAGGACGGCGCUUCCCGUCGCUCGGUGUUUAAGGGCUAGUGCCGGACGCGCUACCAUUGCAGGUACUCGUAUCCCCACUGUCCGCCAUUUCGGCACAACUGAAACCAAGACUGCGUUACCCCCGACAGAUGGAGUCUUUGUUCCAGGCACUGUGUAUGGCGGUCAAUAUACCGUGACUCUCAUCCCCGGUGAUGGUAUUGGUCUUGAGAUGGCCACUGCAGUAAAAACUAUCUUUAAGGCUGCACAUGUUCCAAUUGAAUGGGAACAGUUCGAUUUGUCUGGGUAUACGAAGAAGGAUGAAGGCUUGUUGAAGCAAGCCAUGGAUUCAAUUAGGCGAAACAGGGUUGCCUUGAAGGGUAUCCUUUACACUCCCGUAUCACGCUUGGGACACAGCUCCUUGAACGUUUUCCUGCGUAAGGAUCUAGACAUCUACGCCUCUACCUCCAUCAUUCAGAACCUUCCCGGAAGCUGGCCUACCCGCCACAAGAACGUCAACUUUGCGAUCAUCCGUGAGAACACUGAGGGAGAGUACUCGGGGCUUGAACACACUCCGGUUGCUGGUGUUGUAGAGUCAUUGAAGGUUGUUACCCGCGCAAAGACCGAACGCAUUGCCAAGUAUGCGUUCGACUUUGCUCUGAAGAAUGGCAGGAAGAAGGUCACUGCCAUUCACAAGGCCAACAUCAUGAAAUUGGGUGACGGUCUGUUCUUGAAUGUGUGCCGCGAAGUUGCAAAGAAGUAUGAAAGCUCUGGUAUCCAAUUCAAUGACAUGAUCGUGGACAAUGCUUCGAUGCAGCUGGUGUCCAAGCCCAGCCAGUUUGAUGUUAUCGUCUGUGGUAACUUGUACGGAAACAUUUUGUCAAAUGUUGGUGCGGCCAUUGUUGGCGGUCCUGGUAUCGUCCCUGGAGCCAACUUUGGAAGCAACUAUGCUGUGUUUGAGCCUGGAUGUCGUCACGUCGGCAAGGAUAUCCAGGGCCGCAACACAGCGAACCCCACUGCUCUCCUCCUUUCCUCCAUUCACAUGCUCCGUCACCUUGGUCUUGAGGAUCACGCCAACCGUAUCUCGCAUGCAUUGAUGAAGGUUAUCAAGGAGAGCAAGGUGCUGACGCCUGACCUUGGUGGCGCCCACAGCACUACCGACUUUACUCUCGCAGUCAUUGGCAACCUCUGAAUGAUUGGUAUCAUAGCUGGUGGACUGUGUUCCCUUUUUUAUUUUUAUUACAAACCCUGCCCGAUACCAUUAGUCAUCGUUAUUCGCACUUUCUUACCUAAAAAUACAAAAUGGCUCUUUUGCAAAAUG